GCGAAACACUCCCACGCAUUAGUCUCACGCGGGCUAACGUUUGCGAAGAGCGGCUAUAGUGUAUUUGCUGAAAUUCAAAGGAGAACGCGAAGUGUAGCAUUAACGUGCACAUGCGUGUUCGUGUCUGUGUGCGCGCUUUUGAGUUAUCAUCAUGAACGGCAAUCACACCGACAGAGAUGGCGUCGCGAGGAGGGACGCGACACUCCCCAGCGAGUUGCCGGCGGAGGUGCGGCGCGUGGCACUGGACGCUCCUCCUGCUGCCCCGGCGUCCGCCUCGUCCGCCUCCGGAUUUGCGGGCGUCCAGCUGCGUCCAGAUGGACAGCGCUACGGGGAUGCGGACUUGGUUCCCGGCGGCAGUCUCGAAGGCAGCGGAGGAAUGCUGAUGAAUGAACGCAACUUUCCUGUCCCUGGAAGAGGGUUGCAGGAGGGCCCUUCUGCAGCGCAUAGAGAUGGCUUUGGCACUGCAGACGGGUACGCGCGUUUCGAUCCAAUGUUUCCUGGUCAAGUGCCUGUUGAGGGAAGAGGUGGUAGGGGGGGUUCGUUCGGUGGCGGCCGCGGCGGCCCCGGUUCCGCCCCCCGCAUGCCCGGCGAACCGGACGACGACAUCUUUUUGCCUCCCGGCGGUCGUCCUGGUGAGCCGUUCGGUGGUCCAGGCGGAGGUCAAUUCGGUCCCCGCCAAGGCGGCUUUGGAGGCCGGGGAGGUCAAGGCGGAGGGAGCUCUCCGUGGAUGUGA
Molecule: messenger RNA, 733 nt
Organism: Leptomonas pyrrhocoris
Lineage: Eukaryota; Euglenozoa; Kinetoplastea; Trypanosomatida; Trypanosomatidae
Exons: 1
Coding region: 152-733 (193 amino acids)
Source: RefSeq, a predicted model, not a curated record